AUGAAUAAAUUUCUACUUUUAAGUAAAAAUAUCAAUUAUCUCAGAAAACUAUCCUUUCAUUUUUUUCAUUACAGAAAGUUAAUUCAAUUUAUUNGAGAAAUCAAUUCUUAGUUGAAAUUAGUUGCAGAACAAUUUGAUGUAUACAUAUAUUGAAAUUAGGUAAAAUUUGAUAGUUACAUAUUUUAUUUAAAAAAUAUAAUCUAUUUAUGUGAUGGAUUGGCAUAAUUAGGAGGAGAUUAUAUAGUAAAGGAAAGUGAACUUGACUUUAGUGAAACAAAAUCAGUUUUGCUUUAAUUAAUAACAGGAUAAUUAAGACCAGAAAUAUAGUGGGUAGAAUUAACAUCCCCUGAAAAAUUAUGGACUUAUAUUACAAAUUUCUUUUAAUUUGUCUAUAAAGGGAUGCCUAAAAUCAACUAAUAUGAAGUUGAUUGGAAGAAUAAUCUUAUGAAUCAAAAAAAUCUAAUGCUCUUUUAAUUUGUUAAAGACAUGACUUUUAUAGUUGCGAAAACAUUAAUUUAAUAUAUUAGAAAUUAUUAAUAUUUAUAACAUAAAUUAGUAGAAGGUAAAAACUAAUAUCUAAUUAAUAGAAAAGGAUGAAUAGAAAUUAGGUUAGGCCUAAAAAGAUUUCAAUUUAUUAAUAACACAAAGUUCAAUUAAAAGAUCUUAUUCAUUAUUUUAUGAAAAUAUAAUUGAUUUCAUCUAGGAGAUUAAUCUUAAACUAAAUAACUAUUUAGAUAGAAGUACAUUUGAUUAAAUUUAAGUAAAAUUUUAUAUUUAUUUAAGAUUUACAUUACAGAAAUUAUAUAAAAUUCCUUAUCAUUACUAAGUUAAUUUUAUAUAAUUGUUUCUAAACAUUAUGGAGGAGAAGAAUACGAAUAUUUCUAAUUUAAUUCUGCAGAUGAGAUAAUCAAAUAAAUAAAAAUUGAAUAUUUUGAUUGA
Molecule: messenger RNA, 939 nt
Organism: Paramecium primaurelia
Lineage: Eukaryota; Ciliophora; Oligohymenophorea; Peniculida; Parameciidae
Source: the annotation of a GenBank genome assembly